GGCCGGGCUGUGCCCUGGCAGGGGAGCGGCGCGGCGCCGGAGGGCUCGACGGCUCCGCACGGGGCACGGCCAUGCACAAGCCCAUGGAGAAGUCCCAAAACUUCCGCAUCGAAGCGCUCCUGGCCGAGGAGCCGGCGCGGAGCGCCUCCCCGCCGGGGCUGAGCCCCGGGAGCCCCGCGUCGAGCCCCGGUCCCGCCGGGCGCUCCGACACCCCCUCACCGCGGGCGCCCCCGGCCGCCGCGCCCCUCGUCCCGGCCGGCUUCGUGCCCAAGCCCGGCUUGCUGCACCUCUCUGGCCCCGGGCUCGGCGCCCUGCCGGCCCUGUACCCCCCCGCCGUGUACCCGCUCCCGACCCUGGGGGGCCAGCACCCCGCGUUCGCCUACACCGGCAUCCCGCACCUGCCGCCGCCCGGCGCCGAGCACCUGAAGGCGGCCGUGGCCGGCUCCUUCCCGCUGGAGCACUGGAUCCGAGCCGGGAUGCUGGUGCCGAGGCUCUCCGACUUCAACGCUGCCCCGCAGUCUGGUUUGAUGGGGAAGUGCCGUCGGCCCCGCACAGCAUUCACCAGCCAGCAGCUCCUGGAGCUGGAGAACCAGUUCAAGCUCAACAAGUACCUGUCCAGACCCAAGCGUUUUGAGGUGGCCACGUCGCUGAUGCUCACUGAGACACAGGUGAAGAUCUGGUUCCAGAACCGCCGCAUGAAGUGGAAGCGGAGCCGCAAGGCCAAGGAGCAGGGGGCUCAGGUGGAGCCUGAGAAGCAACGAGGGCUCAGCAAAACCUGUGAGAAGCUGCUGUCCAGCGAGCCCCAGGGACAAGCUGCCAAAAGCCCCGAGUUCAUGGGGCACAGCCCUGACUCGGGCUUCCUGCACUGCAGCGCCGCCGAGCUGAGCUAUGGCCAGGACUCGUCUUGCUCGGGGGGCGAGGAAGAGGAGGAGGACGAGAUGGGCGCCACAGAGAGGAAGAUUGGCUCUGUGUUGUGAAAGGCGAAUGGAGCCAGCUGGGGAGAGGGGCCAGGCUGUGUUGUGAGGGUUCUCUUUGCUGGCAGACACAGACUGUGCCUGGAAGGAGCAGGGGGCUGCAGGGCACCUGCCACCCUUUAACUUAUGUGUGUUUGGAUCCUAUUUAACUUGUAAUUAUUCCUCUGUGUGUAUCUGGAGGAGUCCCCAGAUCCCUCCCCUAUAAAGCUGUUAUCUGGAUGCCUGUGCUUUUCCUUAGAGGACAGGAAAAUCCCCUGUCCUCCUACUGUGCUGUCCUACCAAGUCUCUGGGGAAAAGGUGGGGAGAGCAGACUUGGAGAGCUGGCAGGCUGCUGGCACAGCUGCAAGAGGGAGACCCAGACGCCUCUUUGGCUGCACUGCCGCUUCCCUGCAGAUCUGACAGUGCCUGGAACAGCACAUGCAGUGUGGUGCCAGCUUGUCCUUCCCCUUGGUGGCAUGAAGAGCUGGCAAGGAUGCCCAGGUUGCAUGCCAGCCUGCCUUGCCUCCUCCUGCACCAGUACAUCCCUGGUAGGGUCUGUGCUUUGCAGGGAAAACUGUCCUGGGAAGCAAAGCUGAUGCUGUUUUCCAUGCUGCAGUUGGCCUGCUUGCAUUGAUGUGGCAUUGUCCCAAAUAAAUGGAGGGGAAGGAGGCAGAAAAGUGCUUAGGCUGUGAAGGCUCAGUGCUGUGGUGAGCUCCCCUUGCCCCAUGGUGAUGCUUAACCUCUCUAGGUUCUUCUCUGGGCUUGUUUCAUUGAGCUCUUGGGAUCUUGCUCACUCUGACUGGGCUGAAGUCAACCCUUGGUAGCAGGAUGGUGACUGACACCCGGUUCCGCUUCCCUGGAAACACUCAACCUUCCCUGGGGUUGAGCACUGACUCCCUGUAAGUCAGCAGGCUGCCCGUGUCCUCACAGGAUGCUGGAGGGUCCUGAAAGAUCUCCCGUGCUUCCUGUGCCUUCCUGGCUCUCUCGCUGGGGAGCUGAGAUGGCCGUGGAGGCAGAGGGGCAGCGCUGCUUCAGCACUGCACCGCACCGGGAGCUGCAGGGGGGAGCGGGCUGGGUGACCCUUCCCAGACAGACCGUGAUGUCCCUCUGUCCCACACCCUGCUGUGCUGUCCCCUCCCCGGCUCUGCUGAGCGUGCAGCGAGGGCUGUGUGCCCCGGGACUUGGG
Molecule: messenger RNA, 2139 nt
Organism: Zonotrichia leucophrys gambelii
Lineage: Eukaryota; Metazoa; Chordata; Aves; Passeriformes; Passerellidae
Product: motor neuron and pancreas homeobox protein 1-like
Exons: 3
Coding region: 72-977 (301 amino acids)
Biological process (GO): neuron projection morphogenesis; regulation of DNA-templated transcription; endocrine pancreas development
Cellular component (GO): nucleus
Molecular function (GO): DNA-binding transcription factor activity, RNA polymerase II-specific; sequence-specific double-stranded DNA binding
Source: RefSeq, a predicted model, not a curated record